Caenorhabditis briggsae is the source of this 1800-nucleotide messenger RNA. Gene Ontology annotation, cellular component: nucleoplasm; chromatin. Gene Ontology annotation, molecular function: ubiquitin-protein transferase activity. Gene Ontology annotation, biological process: positive regulation of DNA-templated transcription. The transcript is spliced from 7 exons. Bases 1 to 1800 code for a protein of 599 amino acids. The record is from RefSeq and is a predicted model, not a curated record. NCBI's taxonomy places the organism in Eukaryota, Metazoa, Nematoda, Chromadorea, Rhabditida, Rhabditidae.
AUGACCACCGCUGACGACUUGUUCGGCGAUGUGGAAAUGGGUACCCUUAUAUCAUGCCCAGUUUGCCGUGAUACCUUCAACUUGAACGAAAGGUGUCCGCUCAACAUUCCAUGUGGGCACACAGUUUGUACUCAAUGUUCGAACUCACUAUUACCACAUACGGGGGCACCAGUGAUGAUGUGUCCAGUAUGCAGAAAGAAACACAUUGGCCAGAUUCAGAACGGAGUAUGCAGAUUUCCUUUUCCAAAAAACUUCCAACUCUUGGAGGUGAUUGAAAAAGUUGUAAGUCUCAAGCAGAGAGCAGACAAGACACGAGCAGAGCGACGUAGUGUCAAAUGUAUGGAUUGCAAGAAGACAUUUGCAGAUGAUAUGUGCACUACGUGUAGUUGUGUUCUCAUACAUUCAAACAACGACUUCGAUUUCUUGGGCCGCGCAACAAACAAAUUGAUUUGUGUAAGCUGUGUGCAUGACGGACAUAAAAAUCACGACGUAAAACCGAUGGAAGCAGCAGCAUCCGACAACAGACAUCAAAUUAAUCAGCUCAUGGCAGCUGCAGAAAGAGCUAAGAACAAGAUUGAGGGAGCUAAGAUUUCGUUGAACAACUGCCUAGACGAGCUGAAUCAAGUUUGUGGAAUUGUCGAUCAACUGUUGACUAGUGUGAAAGAACAUUCAAAAAAUGGUAAUCUCAUCUGUUUAACUUCAAAGUCUACAGUGAAAAUCAAAUCACUCGAAAACAAUGCUUCGGAUAUUGCCAAAUCUGCUCACAAAGACGCCACGAGCCUUGGGAUCGAGUCUGCUGCCCUUCAGGAACUCUUAUCACGUACUAACAACAGGGUUUCGGAGACUGGGCUCCGACCGUCUGGGGAUCGUAGACCUCCAAUUCUUGAUAAUCGAAGACCCGCACAGCAGAAUCCAGUAGCAGCAAGAGAUGCUGUUCCAGUCGCUCAAGUCGCAGAACAAGGUGUUGCUCAGCCCCCACCGGAGAAUGUGGGUCUAAUUCGAGCUGAAGAGGCUGAACCGGAGGCUCCACCAAUGGAAGAAGACGCGGACGUGGAUAUCUUAAUACGUAUAAGAGAUGACGCACAGCGAGAGGGGCGAGUUCGAGAAAUUAUGGAACAGUUGAUGAGAGAAAAUCCUGAUGCGGCUCCAGUUGGAGGUGCUUUUCAAGUUCCCAACGGUGAGCGCAUCGACGAACGCUUCAAUGGGCUCGUUCAAGGAGUGUUCCAUUUUUUGGAUGACAUGGUAGCUAGAGAGCCAAAUAACGGACAAGGUGCCGCUGACGGAAAUGCCGAUAAUGAUCAACUGCUUGAUGAGAUUGUCCUACUCGAACGUGAUAAUCGAAACGAAAACCGACCUCAUCUUGUCAGACGGCGAAUUCAAGUCAGGUUCCAAAUUCAAAACGAACAGCCACAAAAUGAAGAAGCAAGAAAUGAAGAUCCAGUUCCAAUGGAUGUAAGAGACGAUGACGAAGUUAUUAUUGUCGGUCCAGCAAUCCCAGAUGAUGCCGGCGAAGCUGUAGUUAGACGAGGACGAGGAAGACCUCCAGGAAGAGGAGCGAGAGCUAGAGAAGAGCAAGCUAUGGCUGGAGGUAACGGUGCGAGAAGAGGAGCAGCUGCCGUGGCUAGAGGGAACGCUGCGAGAAGAGGCGAUGCUCCCGCUGCUGGGCGAAACGUUGCUGGAAGACCAGCAGCUCCAGUGGCAGGAAACGCGAGAAGAAGAGGAAGACCCGUUGCUGCGCGCCACAAUCCAAUUAACCAGGAUCUCAGAGGCGGACGUAGAAACCGUCGUCAAAGUAACUAA